GAACCUUUGAAACUGGAUGGAAACAGGGAGCAGAAUCACACCUUCAGUUAGCUCUGUGCCGCCUCUCUUCCCUUCCGCAGCUAUAAGCCCCCCAGGUUAGGCUGGCCCAGGCCACAGCUACCCUCUGUCUUCAGGAAGCCCCUGGUGUUCCAGUGCCCAGGGCCCUCCCUGCUCUCGGGUCCCCCAUGCCUUCAGCUGAGAAAGUUCCAGGAGGGCUCCCGGCCCCAUGCCCAGGAGGGCAGCUGCCCCUCACCUCUCCGCACACGUCUUUGCAGAGUUUGAUGGGGCGUCGGGCGGAUGACAGCAGGAACGGUUGUGAUCACUGGCGGAAUCCUAGCUACGGUCAUUCUCCUCUGCAUCAUCGCCGUCCUGUGCUACUGUAGGCUCCAGUAUUACUGCUGCAAGAGGAGCAGAGCCGAGGAUGCACGCGAGGAGGAGGAGGAGGAUCACGACCUGCCCGCACACCGCAGAGGCCCCACCUGCAAUGCCUGCAGCUCCCAGGCCCUGGACGGCCGAGGCGGCCUGGCGCCUCCCACCAGAGAGCCCUGCGGCCAGCCGUGCGGGGUGGCGGCCAGCCACUGCACUGCCUGCUCCCUCUACAGCUCUCCCUUUUACAUACCGACGGCUGACAUGCUGCCCAACGGGGGCGGAGGCGAGAGGCUCUCCUUUGCUCCCACAUACUACAAGGAGGGGGGACCCCCAUGCCUCCAACUGGCAGCGCCCCAGAGUUACCCGGUGACGUGGCCAGGCUCUGGCCGUGAGGCCUUCACCAAUCCAAGGGCUAUUAGCACAGACGUGUAACCCCUUCCACCCCCGCCACGCACCAGCGCUGCUGCCCCAGCAGGAGCAAUGGGGACAGCGGACGACACCCCCCAGCACGGCCCACAGGGACGGUCUCAGUUUUCCUGGCUUUCCUUUUCCCACAGUGGAGGGCUCACCCGGAUUCAGGCUGUUGAGGGCAUUAAGAACCAGGGCAGGGCCUGGCCCCGCGGUCCACAGGUGGCGGCCUGACAGGUCAUGUUGGCAGCUUAGACAGUUUCUCUGUUGGGACUGUCCUGUGGCCAGUGCCAGCGCUGCCACCACCCUCUCACUUCCCUCAGUCCCCUGGCUUUGCCGGACCAGGGGAAAGCUGAGCAAAGGCUCUGGGGGUCUCCGGAGUCCUUGGGGGAUGGAAGGAGAAGGGGGGUGUGUAGGGCAAAGGGAGAGGCCAGAGCUGAGGCAUUGGCAGAACUCGAGAAGGGAGAGGAAGGGGUUAAAGGGACUCUUCAGGACCUGCUUGCUGAAAUGAAUCCAAGAGCUAGUUCACAAUCUAGUUUUGUACUUCGCCUGUUCUAGAGACUGCACUCCCUGUAGCUGUUCCAGCACGGAUAUUGCUUCCUGAAACACAUCACAUCUGCAUCUGCCUCUGUCUUCACAGAACACGUCGACUGGACUUUAAAGGCUGUGGCAUAAGGUUAUUUGUGAGGAAUGCACCCAAAAUGGAUGUCUCCCCACAAAUCCUCUUUCUCUGCCUCGGGAACCAGCUGCCCCGGCUGGAGAACCUUUUGCAAGUUUUGUUACUAGAGUUUGAGUAGCUUAGCAAAGGAAAGCCUGCUGAUGGUCUCGGGGCCCUGGUCCGCCACGCUGAGCACUGUGCGUGGAUGCAGCCCUGCGAGGACGUGUGCAUUCCCAGGUGUGUGCACACGGGCCUGUCACCAACAGUGCACACCAGGACUUUGCCACCUGCAGGAGCUGCAGGGCGGAAGGGUCUCUGAUGUACCAACUAGAAAGAAAAAUCUGACUCCAGACAGCAGGAGCGAAAGGUGAUCAAGGUGACGGCCAAUCCCCACGGCAGCCAGCUGGCUGGUACGGGAAGAGCCUGCGGAGUCUCCCCUGGGAUAACGCUGCUGCGUGGAAGCCACGGAAGCCCCUCCAGAGACCUGGUGUUCUCCCUGGGCAUCCAGCCACGAGGCCACAGAGCAGGACCCCUUCGUUUCACCACGGAUGGCAGCCCUCGCUCUGAGGAUGGGAGGGAUUUGACUUAGCAAUCAGGUUCCAUGCUGGCUGCCCUGCCUCCGCUGACCCACCCCCCCAGUCACAGGACAGGGCCCUGUUUAUUGCUGUGUCACUCUAGCCCCAGUCCAACUCCCAGUUGUAACUCAGCUGUGGCCUUAUGCUGCUUGAGUGAAUGCAUCUGAUGAGUUUCCCAGUUGCCUCUGCAGUGAGGGGUGGCUGUCCCCCCACCUCCUAAGGGCAUUAGGAACCCCCAGACUCUCUUGCGUCACCGAGUGCUGCAGAGCGUGGGGCAGGGAGGGAGCUGUGGCCCCUCUGCUGAAAUCUUGAUUUUUUGCAUUUGCGACAGGGAGGGUGAAGCUGGGGAAGGGGAAGAGAAUUCGCCGCACCUUUUGCAUCACUCUGGGCACUUGUCACCUUGCAUCUCAACCUGUAAUCGAGGAUCACAGGGUUGAGAAUCAGAGGAGCUCUAGGACCAGUCUCUUAUCUCCUCUGAGAUUCCAUUUUCUCCAGGGAAACGAGACUUGCGCAGGUGGACUCUGAGGACCCUUUAAUGCUCCAUGAAGCCAGCCAGACCACUCUUCCUUGCCGCAGUCCUGGCAGGGGCUGGAUGCACUUGCCAACUGCCUGAUCCUGUGUGCAGAGAUUUGUGUUAAUGCAUGAAAGACCACAGUAAAACACAGGGUUCGCAGGCAAAACCAUUUUAAUCAUCAGUGGAAAGCAGACAUGUUUGACCGUCCUACUGAGUGACCUCAAAUGAUAACAUUUCUCUGCUACCAGGAGACAGCUCUAGCUGGGGUAAUGAGCUGUGUUUCAGAGCCGGGAGGGACCAGCUGAGGACGGCAGCUUUUCAUGCCCAUCCCACUGCCAGCCCUUACUGGGCUAAGCACGCCCCCUUGACACUAGCUGCUGGGCCUGGGCAUCCUCGCCGCUUCCUGACGACCAGCCCCAGUGCCUUGCUUGCCGCCCUGGGAUUCCACCAUCACACAACCACAGCAGCGGCUGCCCCCUCCUCACCCAGAAGUUCCAGUACCACCCGCCUUGGGAGAAAUCAAGACCCAGUCAACUCUCACCUGCUUCUUGGCCCUGAUCUGUUGGGGUCCCUGAGUGAAAAGCAUCUUGUGCAAACCUGUCUCCUCCUAGAGCUUUCCCAGCCUAAAUCAACCCACAUAUCAAAAUCUGAGUUUGGGGCAUUAGAGAGAUGGUGGCCGCGGCCCUCGCCACACAGCCGCAUGUUGCUCAGGGCACAGGCUCAAGGUUGCCUGCCCGCCUCCCUGCAGCCACAAGGGCCUUGCCUGUGGAAGAGGAAGCUCACCCCACUCAACCACACUGUACUUUGUAGCUGCCGAGUCUGUGCUCUGGGACGCUAUGUGGACACUUUGCAAACUGCACCCUAAACAGGAAGAGGAGAGGCAGGGGACACCCUGCUCUCUCCGCCUUUUCGCUCCACCCCCACUUCACUGCUCCUGCUACAGAUUUCUUGCCCUGCAUCUUUGAUAACUUGGAGUCACAACUAAGUGAAUGUCAAAAUAAAGGAGGAAUUG
Messenger RNA from Orcinus orca (killer whale), 3536 nucleotides. It is a transcript of the gene FAM163A, whose product is annotated as family with sequence similarity 163 member A. The record is from RefSeq and is a predicted model, not a curated record. The transcript has 2 exons. NCBI's taxonomy places the organism in Eukaryota, Metazoa, Chordata, Mammalia, Artiodactyla, Delphinidae. Bases 298 to 801 code for a protein of 167 amino acids.